UAGGAACAAACCUGGAGCGUUACCAGGGAAACGGCGUUCAAGACUACGUGACGUCGGGUAGCACUAGCAGCAGGAGAGCAGCUAACUGAACAGCGAACCGAGGAACAUCUUUUGAAAUAUUUUAAAUAAUUUUCAAUUAUCACACUGAUAGUUCCGGCAGCUGUGUGGCUCUCUGGCUGCGUUCGAGUGCUGGCUUAGUUCGGCUGCAGUUAGUUAGCAGCUUAGCUCGGGGAACCAGCGGGUUUGGACCCGUUUACAUUGUCGGACUGUGAGGUUGUGCUUUCGGGAUGGAGCCGAGCUAGAAGCCCAGCUGGAUCGGUCUGGCCUGGGCCUGUGGUUCUCCCGAACAGCCUCAGUUUGUUUCCUUUCGAGGACCGACCCAGGCUUGGCAGACGCUCCACGCUGCAGUUUAGACGCUGGAUGUGGGGUGAGAUGAGGAGCAGUGGAUCGAACCACAUCCCCGGACCCGAUCACUCGUGCUAGCCAGAAUGGAUGCGUGCAGCAGGAACCCCAACCGCACGGCGCCUGUCAGUGAGGAUGCCCGUCGACGGUCUGAUGUGCCGCUUUGCUCCCGGACGAAUGGCUGGAGCUGGCCACUCCAUCCCUUCCAGCUGCUGGCGUGGCUGCUCUACGUCUACUUCGCUGUCACCGGCUUUGGCGUGUUCGUCCCGCUGCUGCCGGCGCACUGGAUCCCCGCAGGCUACAUCUGCACGGGCAUCAUGUUCGUGUGUCACCUGUGCGUCCACGUCAUGGCCGUGUCCAUCGACCCCGCUGACUACAACGUAAGGACGAAGAGUGACAGAGGACCGGUCCCCGUGUUCGACCGCUCCAAACACGCUCACGUCAUCGAGAACUGCCACUGUUACCUGUGCCAGGUGGAUGUGGGACCUAAGUCGAAGCACUGCAGCGCCUGUAACAAGUGUGUGGCCAACUUCGAUCACCACUGCCGCUGGCUCAACAACUGUGUGGGCAGCAGAAACUACAAAUUGUUCCUCCACAGUGUGGUAUCAGCUCUGUUGGGGGUUUGUCUGGUUCUGGUUGUCGCCUCAUAUGUGUUCAUCGAGUUCUUUCUGAACCCAUCCAAACUGCGCACUGAUAAACACUUUCUGGUGCAGAAUGAGACAGGUGUGUGGUUCGUCUUCCUCCCUGUGGCUCCUCUCAGGUCAGCAGCAGCAGUAAUUCCUGUUCUGGCUGCCAUCACCAUCGCUCUGGGCUUGCUGUCAUCUGUGCUGCUCUGCCACCUGCUCUGCUUCCACAUCUACCUGAUGUGGAACAGACUCAGCACCUAUGAGUACAUUGUGCGACAGCGCCAUCGUCUGGAGAGCAGAGAUACGAGGAAAGCAGCUGCAGUGAAGGAGACCAGACCUCCAUCAGUCAUCCAGGACGUGAACUACUCAGGGACUCUGGGUUACACCAACCCUCAGCUGGACGUGCAGGAGCCCACUGCACAGGGCAACACAGACUUCCUGGCCAAUGGUGGAGUGAGGAGUGUGUCCAACCUUGUCCAUGAGGAGGAGGCUCCGCCCACUGUCUCUACAGAGCUGACAGCACACACACACCGACACACACAGAAGAAGAAAAAGAAAGCACGCAGAGUCCCAGCUGAGGUGACCAGAGAGCACUGCCCGCUUGUAGCUCCGCCCCCAGAGCCCACCACCACUUCUGCCUUGUCCCUGGGUCAGAGGCUUCCUUUCCCAGCAUUCCCACUGAGGGCCUCCCUGCCCCCCCCGGCCCCUGCGUUGGGCCCCGUCCAGGCUGCCGCCCCUCCGGCAGAGUACCAUUCGGACUCUGCAGAGUCUCUGGAGGAGAUCCCGGUGGCGCUGGCCAAGCUGGGCUCCUCCUCUUCCGCUGCAGCCGGAGACUCCACCAAGUUGUCCCACAUGAGGGUCCGGGGCAUUCAGCAGUCGUCCCCACUUCCCAGGACAAGGAAAAAGACCCCUUCCUCUCGAACAAAUAAAAAUGUGGCUGAGCUGAGGUUUGAAAUGGCGUCUACACAUCCACCGUCUGUGUUCGUCAGUCGAGCAAGCGGAGAGACUGCUGAGGACCUAGGUCUGAGCUGGAAGCAGACCAGGCACAGAACUGGUCUUGAGUCCAGACCUGCAUCAAGGACAUCCCUUGGCUCCAGUGCAGCCUCUUGGACCGAGCGGUAACCUGAAACAUCUCUGAAGCAACCGCUGCUUCCGCCUUCUGUUGAAAACACUCGGAAGGAGCUUCUGUUAUUUUAUUAUAAAAGUGUCUGUCUCUAUUUAAUGUUUGACUUGAUUUUUCAUUUGAAAGCCAAAGUGACGUGUGUGUGUGUUUGUGUGUGUGUUUGUGUGUGUGUUUUUAAUCAUCGUUUACCCCCCCCCCCCCCCCCCCCCCAUCAUAAGCUCCAGAGGAUGCCACCAUGUGCUGUUGUUGUUGUUAGUCUAGGGAGACAAAUAAUCCAUUAAUACAUUUGGUAAAUUAAUCUAGUCAGUUAAACUUUUUGGUUUCCUAGAUUUUAUUUGAUGGUUAUGCGUUUCAGCCAAUCACAGAUGUCCUUGCUGUUGUUCGUUAUGUGGCGCCACCCAGCGGCUAAACUGUGUACUGCAGCGCUCAACACUGAAGUUUUUCUCCUGUGGGUUUUCCUCAGGUGGAAAGUCGUUUUUAGUCAUGUUGACCUGCAGCACUCAGCUGUAAACACUCCAGUGCCUCUUCUCUUCCUCCUCCUGCUGAUAUUUCUGACUUAAAGUCUUAAUCCUCAGUUUUUCUGCAGGACUGAAGGUGAAGGAUUUGUCUCAGAUCACACAACAGAUUUCUGUCAGUGUUGAACUGCUCCUUUAAAUCUAAGCAGCAGGGUGGGUUUGCCUGUUUGAUUUCCCUGUUUUACAAUAAAUUCUGGAAAACCGU
Molecule: messenger RNA, 2871 nt
Organism: Girardinichthys multiradiatus
Lineage: Eukaryota; Metazoa; Chordata; Actinopteri; Cyprinodontiformes; Goodeidae
Gene: zdhhc1
Product: zinc finger DHHC-type containing 1
Exons: 11
Coding region: 489-2150 (553 amino acids)
Biological process (GO): peptidyl-L-cysteine S-palmitoylation; protein targeting to membrane
Cellular component (GO): Golgi apparatus; endoplasmic reticulum
Molecular function (GO): protein-cysteine S-palmitoyltransferase activity
Source: RefSeq, a predicted model, not a curated record